CUAAUAGAUAGGGUACCAGCCAGCCAAUUGAAGCCAACAGUAAAUGACAAAACCCAACUACAUCAAUGGAGUUCGCAAGACACAAAGCAAUCCCUUUUGGGAGUGGAAGGGAAUAAACGGAAAAAAGAGAAUGAAUGGAGACAAGGGAUUAUCGGUCACCGGAUUCCUCCAGGAGAAUGGGCGGAAGAUGGAGGAAGCAGUGCUGGGUCCUGGCGGCGGCGCUGGGGUUGGGUGCGGCAUUGGAGUAGGCUUGGGAUUAGUCGGAGGAGUUGGCUAUGGUGGCUGGCCAUGGAACCAACUCAGGAUGGUUUUCGGGGUUGGGAUGGGCUGUGGGGUUGGUGUUGGCUUUGGUUAUGGGCAGGGGCUUGGAUUAGGCUUCAGUUUGGAUACAUUGAGAUCACAUCUGUCCAAUUCCAAGCCGAAAUCAGAUUCUAAAGAUUGGUUUAUAAUUCAUCAUUGAUUCUGUGCUCAUGCUUAGGAAUUUUCUCUUUCAUAUCCUUGUUUGUGUCUUGGGAAAUUCUUCCGUACUUUGCAGCAAAAUGUUAUCCGAUCAAGUUCGACUCAAAUUUGCGCCAAUAUGAAUAUGAUUAAAGUGUUCCAAAAUUUUUUGGAAUUGAGCUUAAAUUUUCUAGUGUCGAUACCAAAAGUUGUAAAUCUUUUAUUAAGUGACAAUUUGACAUCAUCAUAUCAUAAUGUAUCUCUACUUUUUUGCUGAUAUUGAUAUCGUGUAUAACCCAUAUGAAUAUU
Molecule: messenger RNA, 747 nt
Organism: Ilex paraguariensis (yerba mate)
Lineage: Eukaryota; Viridiplantae; Streptophyta; Magnoliopsida; Aquifoliales; Aquifoliaceae
Source: the annotation of a GenBank genome assembly